Molecule: messenger RNA, 2082 nt
Organism: Pistacia vera
Lineage: Eukaryota; Viridiplantae; Streptophyta; Magnoliopsida; Sapindales; Anacardiaceae
Product: DELLA protein GAIP-B-like
Exons: 1
Coding region: 272-1918 (548 amino acids)
Biological process (GO): regulation of reactive oxygen species metabolic process; regulation of DNA-templated transcription; salicylic acid mediated signaling pathway
Cellular component (GO): nucleus
Molecular function (GO): DNA-binding transcription factor activity; sequence-specific DNA binding
Source: RefSeq, a predicted model, not a curated record
UGAACUGAGUAUAGUUGUUCUCACUUCCCAUUUCUCAUUUCUCAUUUCUUAAACUCUAAUCUCCCUCUCUGUCCUUCAUUGAAGCUCGCGCCCCCAUCACGAGCCUCCUCAUCUCAACUCAAAUCCACUAUUUCUUCGCUUUUAGCUUUUCUUUCAUCUUCAUUCACUCAAAAUUCGAACCUAGCACCCCCCCAAUGCCCAGAUUCUUUUUCUUCAAUCUCAGAACAACCUAAGCAGAUAUCUUCAUUUUCGUUUCGUUUUUACUUCCAUCAUGAAGAGGGAGCAUAACCAACUCGACCCACCAGCCAAUUCGGCGCCCGACGCUGGAAAAGCCAAGAUGUGGGAGGACGAUGCAGCGGCGGCUGCGGAUGGAGGGAUGGAUGAGCUGUUGGCGGUUUUGGGUUACAACGUGAAGUCUUCAGACAUGGCGGAGGUUGCCCAGAAACUUGAACAGCUUGAAGAAGCUAUGUGUAGUGUUCAAGUUGAUGGGUUUUCUCAACUCGCUUCGGAUUCGGUUCAUUAUGACCCGUCGAAUUUGUCCACGUGGCUCGAAGGGAUGCUCUCCGAGUUCAACCCGGACCCGUCCACAAUCACUUCUAUCGAUUUCCCGAAUCAGCGACGGAUUUUUGAAGAAGCUUGUACUUCCGAUUACGAUCUCAAAGCGAUUCCCGGUAAGGCCAUGUAUAAUGACAAUACUGCCUCGUCCAUUUCCACGACCAGAGAUCCCAAACGCUUGAAGACUGAGAUGUACCAACCCGAGUCAACUCGUCCCGUCAUCCUGGCUGACUCACAGGAGAACGGAAUUCGUCUCGUUCACGCUUUAAUGGCGUGCGCGGAAGCCGUUCAGCAAAACAACCUCACUAUCGCUGAAGCCUUCGUUAAGAAUAUUCGGUAUUUGGCGAUUUCUCAAGCCGGCGCGAUGGGGAAAGUCGCCACGUGCUUCGCGGAUGCCGUUGCGGGUCGAAUCUACGGGCACUACCCGCAGAACCCGAUCGAUCAUAACUUCGCGGAUCUUCUCGAAAUGCACUUCUAUGAAACUUGCCCGUAUUUGAAAUUCGCUCAUUUCACUGCGAAUCAAGCCAUUCUUGAAGCGUUUGAAGGUAAAAAACGAGUUCAUGUAAUUGAUUUCUCUAUGAAUCAAGGUAUGCAGUGGCCGGCUUUAAUGCAGGCUUUGGCGUUGCGGCCCGGCGGGGCGCCCAAGUUUCGACUCACCGGGAUUGGCCCGCCGGCCCCGGAUAACUCGGACCAUUUACAAGAAGUUGGCUGGAAGUUGGCCCAGUUGGCGGAAACCAUUCAAGUUCAGUUUGAGUACAGAGGUUUUGUUGCUAAAAGUUUGGCCGAUCUUGAUGCCUCCAUGUUGGACCUCAGACCGAGUGAGGUUGACUCGGUUGCUGUCAACUCAGUCUUCGAGUUACACAAACUCUUGGCCCGGCCCGGUGCUAUUGAUAAAGUACUUUCGGUGGUGAAAAAUGUUAAGCCGGAUAUCCUCACCGUUGUUGAGCAAGAAGCGAAUCAUAAUGGUCCGGUUUUCUUCGACCGGUUCACUGAGGCGUUGCAUUAUUAUUCCACCAUGUUUGACUCGUUGGAGGGCUCAGUGAGUGGCCCGGAGAAGGCCAUGUCCGAGUUGUACCUGCAGAAGCAGAUUUACGAUGUCGUGGCUUACGAAGGAGUUGACCGAGUCGAGCGCCACGAGACGCUGGCUCAGUGGCGAACCCGGUUCGGCUCGUCCGGGUUUCUCCCUGUUCACCUGGGCUCGAACGCGUUCAAACAAGCCAGUAUGUUGCUGGCGUUGUUCGCCGGCGGAGAGGGGUACCGAGUGGAGGAGAAUAACGGUUGCUUGAUGUUGGGUUGGUACACGAGGCCGCUCAUUGGCACCUCGGCUUGGAAACUCGCCAACAAACCUGUUAGGUUUCACUGAGUCUCUCUGAGUUGACUCGCUAGUAGUGUAUCAAAAAAUUUGCUGUGAAUGUGCUAAUCUGAGCUGGGUUCCCAUGAAUGAGACCCACCACCGUCUCAUUCUUUUUUUUUCCCCCCCGUAAAUUUCUUGCCAUUAUUUUUAAUUUAAUUUUCUGUUUUUAGGUA